ACACACACACACACACACCUGCCCAUAAAUACACUGUUCACCUUGCAAUUAGUCCAGAGCUGGAGCAGACUGCUAAGAAACCAAAGAGAAGAGAACAAAGUCUAGGCAAGCAAAACAAAAUCCCACUCCUGAAUCCCUAAGCCCCACUUUAUAACCACCUCCAAUAGCUGUGCCCCUGGCUCUCAGAGGCUGAAUGGAAGAGAAAGAGGAGCAGGCCUCAGGCCCCUUCAACUCCAGGGAAACCUGAUCCAUCUGCAAGGGGAUUGAUUAAGCCACUCCAGGGAGCCCAGAAAAGGCCAGGUCCAAGAAGAGCCCAUCAACAGGGAAUCAGAACAGCAGGAAUUUCUCUGCCGGUGCCCUAGGAGGGCCAACUCCAUUUACUAGGCAUAGGCCACAGUCUAGUCAUAUGACCAGGAACAAGCCCCGCCCCGAACCUCAGCUUCUUUCUCUGAGAAGAGAAAGCCUAAGACCCAGCGGUGGUGAGCAAUCAAUGAGCUUAUUCGCUGGCCUGCUUAGCAACUACCUGGCCUAGAAGGAGCACCACGGAGGGAGGAUGGCUCCAGAGAUCUGGAGCCCCCAAGGCAAAAGUCAGCAUGUGUAAGUGCCUGUUUCGUCUCCAAGAUACAACAGAGCUUCGGGCACUCAUCAUUCCAGUAUUUUACCUCCGAGGGGACAUAGAAUUAAGGCCCAAGCAGCAGGUUGGGCCUGGAAAGCUAGGGAGCAUAGACAGGAUUGUGAGGUCUCGUCUCCUAGACUUGAGCCCCCAGGUUCCGGCGCCAGAGGUGGAGAACGAAUACAGGACCCAGCACCUGAGAGACUGAGGCAGGAAACUCCCAACGAGGUUCAGUGCCGCCCUGAGCUACAUAGUGAGUUCCAGAACAACCUGGACUGAGAGUACCUUCUACAUUCCAUUGAGAGAGAACUUGCAAGGCGAGCUAAGACAACUCACACCACGGAUGGCCACACUUUCCUGCCUUCACACUCAGAGGACUUAUUGUCUACGUGGCUCCUCCGCACACUUCCCAGACAUUCGAUUAUUUAAUCUUUGCCCUUUUUUUGGAAGCUAAGAUUCUUAUUUACAGAGCCCGAGUUAACCUGCAAGUUGUACACAGGAGACAACUUAAAGUACCGACUUCCUCAGUUUUUUUGUCCGAAACUAAACGGCAAUGAAAUUCCCUUGUAGAAGAAUUACAUUAUUAAAAAUCACCCAUGUAGUCUAUUCCGCGCAUUCCUUUCCUGGAAGAAUAUUGGUCCUGGUCGCCCACCCUCAGUUCAUGGAACAGAAGGCACCCUCUCCGCCAGCGAUGGAGAACGGCACACAGCCCUGCCAAGAGCGCCCACCCGCGGCCCCGGAGGCGACUAUCACCGAGGGCGCCGCCAAGAUCGUCUUCCCCAACGCCAACGAGGUUUUCUACAACCCAGUGCAGGAGUUCAACCGGGAUCUGACAUGUGCUGUGAUCACUGAGUUUGCUCGAAUUCAUCUUGGGGCCAAGGGAAUCCAGAUCAAGGUGCCAGGAGAGAAGGACUUGCAGAAAGUGUCUGGGAACUUGUCCGAGCAAGAGGAGGAAAAGGCUGAACAGGAAGAGAGGGAAACCCUGGCCUCAGGAGAGCAACCUCGGACAGCUGCCGUCGGUGAGAUCUGUGAGGAAGGUCUACGAGUGCUGGAAGGCCUGGCAGCCUCCGGUCUGCGCUCCAUCCGGUUUGCCCUAGAGGUUCCUGGCCUCCGGUCUGUCAUUGCCAAUGAUGCCUCUGCCCGGGCUGUAGAGCUCAUGGACCGAAACGUGCACCUCAACGGUGUGGCACAUCUUGUCCAGCCCAACCAGGCAGACGCCCGGAUGCUGAUGUACCAACACCAAAAGGCGUCUGAGCGUUUUGAUGUCAUUGACCUGGACCCCUACGGCAGUCCUGCCCCCUUCCUGGAUGCAGCAGUGCAAGCUGUGAAUGAUGGAGGUCUUCUGUGUGUCACUUGCACGGACAUGGCAGUAUUGGCAGGGAACAGUGGAGAGACGUGCUAUAGCAAGUAUGGAGCCAUGGCCAUCAAGAGCCGGGCCUGCCAUGAAAUGGCCCUGAGAAUUGUGCUGCAUAGCCUGGACCUGCAUGCCAACUGCUACCAGCGCUUCGUGGUGCCACUGAUCAGCAUCAGCGCUGAUUUCUAUGUCCGGGUUUUUGUGCGCGUUUUCACAGGCCAGGCCAAGGUUAAGGCCUCAGCCAGCAAGCAGGCCCUGGUGUUCCAGUGUGUGGGUUGUGGAGCCUUCUACCUGCAGCGUCUUGGCAAAGCAUCAAGAGACCCUGGUGGCAGGGUCAAGUUCUCUGCAGCCUGUGGUCCUCCAGUGACCCCUGAGUGUGAACACUGUGGACAGCGACACCAGCUUGGAGGCCCCAUAUGGGCAGACCCCAUCCAUGACCUGGACUUUGUUGGCCGAGUUCUUGAAGCAGUGACCACUAAUCCUGGCCGCUUCCACACCUCCAAGCGGAUCCAAGGUGUCCUGAGUGUUGUUACUGAGGAACUUCCCGACGUCCCUCUCUACUACACACUGGACCACCUGAGCAGCACCAUCCACUGUAACACACCCAGCCUCCUGCAGCUUCGGUCAGCUCUCCUCCACGCUGGCUUCCGAGUCUCUCUCUCCCACGCUUGUAAGAAUGCAGUGAAGACAGACGCUCCCCCACAAGCUCUCUGGGACAUCAUGCGUUGCUGGGAGAAGGAGUGUCCAGUAAAACGGGAACGGCUGUCAGAAAGCAGCCCAGCAUUCCGGAUUCUGGCUGUGGAGCCCAGGCUAAAGGCCAACUUCAACAUCCGGGAAGAUGCCAACCCCAGCUCCCGCCAGCAAGGACUCAAGCGCUUCCAGGCCAAUCCAGAAGCCAACUGGGGCCCCCGGCCCCGUGCCCGGCCAGGGGCAGCAAGUAAAGAUCCAGAGGAGAAACGGAGGCUGCUACAAAAUAAGCGGAAGGAGCCAGCCGAGGACCCAGCCCAGAGGGCAGCCCGCCUCAAGACGUUUCCUUGCAAACGAUUCAAGGAGGGUACCUGUCAGCGAGGGGACCAGUGCUGUUACUCACACAGCCCUGCAGCGCCUGUGGUCUCUGCUGAUACUCUCGUCACAGACUGUCCAGAGACCACCACCAAGAUCUUCCCUGGACCAGAGGCUGCUGCUGGGGGCACUGGUGGGCCAGGUGUGGACUGAGACAAUAAAGAGAUGU
Microtus ochrogaster (prairie vole) is the source of this 3198-nucleotide messenger RNA. It is a transcript of the gene Trmt1, whose product is annotated as tRNA methyltransferase 1. Lineage: Eukaryota; Metazoa; Chordata; Mammalia; Rodentia; Cricetidae. The record is from RefSeq and is a predicted model, not a curated record. Gene Ontology annotation, biological process: tRNA N2-guanine methylation. Gene Ontology annotation, cellular component: nucleus. Gene Ontology annotation, molecular function: RNA binding; metal ion binding; tRNA (guanine) methyltransferase activity.